CAUCACAUCAUAAGAAGGCACAUUUGCAUACUAGUCGAUGUCACAUUCCGGCUCUGCUACGCUUUAUCAAGUCACACUAUGGAUGAUACACCCUACACGCCCCCGGACCCAAGAAUGUAGGUGAUACGAAUACGAGGACGACCUGGUUAUAACCCUACGCAUCAAGAGACUUCGACGGAAGCGACCAAAGUUCAACGCUCUAUCGUACGUUUGGGGAAAAGAGAGAUGUCCCCCCAAUGUGCCCUCCUCCAGCUUCGCAACACGAUGAGCGGCACUUACUUUGGAUAGACGCACUGUGCAUCAACCGAGGCGACACCGAAGAACGAGGCCAACGGGCUCAGCUUAUGGGUGAUAUACUUGUGUCUGCAGAACACGUCACGGUAUGGCUAGGCACAGAGCGCUCGAAUGAUCAAUAUAUCGUCGAUAACAUCAAGCAUCGUUGAAUCCCGGAAUCAACUGGAGAGGCGAUAUAUCUGAUGAGAGCUCUGAGGCGUUUAUGUCGACGUUCCUGGUUUGGC
Molecule: messenger RNA, 518 nt
Organism: Macroventuria anomochaeta
Lineage: Eukaryota; Fungi; Ascomycota; Dothideomycetes; Pleosporales; Didymellaceae
Exons: 1
Coding region: 237-443 (68 amino acids)
Source: RefSeq, a predicted model, not a curated record